AUGCUUACCAAGGACCAGGAGGAGGCCUUCGACUACUCUUACUACACUGGGGCUUCCAAUGGGGACUCUCCCUACGAUGCCACCCACUGGGGUGGUCCUGAGGGCUAUAUCUGUCCCUCCGAAGUGGUGUAUGCCAUGUUCAAACGUGCCAAGAAUGUGGACGGCAACCAGACUGCCCGCCUCGAAACUUGUCUGUUCCCAGAGUCUGCUUACCACGCCCUUGCACCUUGCUGCCAGAGUUACUGCACCCAAAAGUUAAUGUACCAUCGAUUCCUUUCCUCCGACCCAUGUGACCCCUACAAGGGCCUCUUCAUCGACAUCUACAAGAUGCCAUCUGCCUGCUCCUGCCACAUUUCCGCCUAA
Penaeus monodon (black tiger shrimp) is the source of this 363-nucleotide messenger RNA. Its product is annotated as neurotrophin 1-like. The record is from RefSeq and is a predicted model, not a curated record. Gene Ontology annotation, biological process: regulation of Toll signaling pathway; innate immune response; central nervous system formation. Bases 1 to 363 code for a protein of 120 amino acids. Lineage: Eukaryota; Metazoa; Arthropoda; Malacostraca; Decapoda; Penaeidae. Gene Ontology annotation, molecular function: growth factor activity; Toll binding. Gene Ontology annotation, cellular component: extracellular region. The transcript has 2 exons.